This is a messenger RNA of Lactuca sativa (garden lettuce), 1449 nucleotides long. RefSeq lists its product as uncharacterized. Gene Ontology annotation, molecular function: RNA binding. Gene Ontology annotation, biological process: RNA processing. The record is from RefSeq and is a predicted model, not a curated record. Gene Ontology annotation, cellular component: catalytic step 2 spliceosome. Lineage: Eukaryota; Viridiplantae; Streptophyta; Magnoliopsida; Asterales; Asteraceae.
UUUUUUAAAAGUAUAUUACAAUUUUGUAAAAUAACCUUUUAUUAAGCGAUUUUUCUUGGUUGAAAUUUUCCCCAAUCCAAAUUUGCAUAUACUCGCGCUUUAAAGUGAUUCCGAAUUUAAAUCAAUCUGUUUCAACUUUCUACCUUCUUCAUAUUCCGUCAAACCAGGUCUGCUCUUUUGUCUUCCCAUCGGCGGCUACUUCAUCACCAAUUCACCAUCUCCAAAAGAUGACAACUAUUAAAAGGGCACUUCAGGACGACAAUGAACUGACUUCUGUUCAAAUUAUUUAUAAAUUAUUAUCAAGGAAAAGCAAAAAGAAGCUUGAACAACUGUUACAUCAAUGGUCAGAAUGGCAUACUCAAGAAUGCUCUUUAUCCGAGGGUUCUAAUGAAGAUCUUGAAUCUGGCGAAGAAACCUAUCUUCCUGCACUAAAUGUUAGCUCAGAGAAAUCUUGUAUUAUUUCUGUUUACAUGGACACUCAAGUGAACAAAAAGCAAAAGACAGAAAAUACCGAUGUCAACAAAGACUCUAUACCUGUCUAUGAUCGUAAUUUUCCACUUCUAAUGUCAAAUGAUGACGUGGCUACCAAAGAAAGUGUUGAUGAUAUUGUGAAUGCUUCUCGUUGUUUUAACUGUGAUGCUUAUGAUCAUUCACUAAAAGAGUGUCUAAAGCCUUUUAACAAAGAAGUUGUCAGCAAUGCACGAAAAUUGUAUCUUUUAAAAAGUAAAAGACCUUCUGGUCCUCGCGUUUUAACGCGAUAUUACCAAAAUACCCCUGGUGGGAAGUUUGAUGGGUUAAAACCGGGUUGUCUUGAUCUUGAGACUAGGAAACUGUUACACCUUGGGGAAUUUGAUCCGCCUCCAUGGUUGAAUAGAAUGCGUGAAAUGGGAUACCCAUCUGGAUAUCUUGAUUUGGAAGAUGAAGACCAACCUUCAGGAAUUAUAAUAUUCACAAACGAAGAUACAAAAGAAAAUGAAAAAUGCUUCGAUACAAAUUUUACAGAGCAAAAAAGAAAAAUGAGCGUGAAUAUUCCGGGAAUAAAUGCACCAAUUCCAGUAAAUGCAGAUAAAAACCGAUGGGUGACUCCUAAUUCCCAAUUAAAAGGUCUUAAAUCUUUCAGUAAUAAUUAUGAUAACAAUAAUAAUAAUAAUAGUAGUUUCUUAAACAAAAGGGUAAAAAGUUCAACAGAAUUACAUUUUCAACAUCACUCUUAUGAACAAAGUUGGAGGCCAGAAUGUAGACGAGGGUCAACUCCUGUUUAUGCACGUGGUGAACAUAUUUAUGCACGUGCAUUUCCUCUUUUGUCUAAUUAUGCGAAUAGAUAUUGGGAUCAUAUUAAUCAAGGUAAUUCUCCUACUUCGUUUAAUGGUUGAUAAUAUUUGAAUGUUGGUUUAUGAAAUGUAAGAGAAUAUUUAUGUGCAAAUAUUAUGUAUUGGUAUAAUUAUCAUA